Messenger RNA from Athene cunicularia (burrowing owl), 3494 nucleotides. RefSeq names its product nuclear receptor coactivator 5 (gene NCOA5). The transcript is spliced from 10 exons. Gene Ontology annotation, cellular component: nucleoplasm. Gene Ontology annotation, biological process: regulation of signal transduction. Bases 64 to 2205 code for a protein of 713 amino acids. The record is from RefSeq and is a predicted model, not a curated record. Gene Ontology annotation, molecular function: RNA binding. Lineage: Eukaryota; Metazoa; Chordata; Aves; Strigiformes; Strigidae.
GCGAGCUGCGGGGUCCCGGCAGCGCUGGCCGGCACGGCGAGUUGGAUUUGGAACGAAAGCAAAAUGGCUCGAGGACGCAAGAGCAAUAGCAUCAAACAGAGCGACUUCACUAACAGCACCAAUCCUCAGGAUUUAGAGAGAAGACUUUUUGUCGGCAAUUUGCCCACAGACCACAUGACUCGUGAAGAAAUGGAAGAGAUAUUUUCAAAAUAUGGCAAAAUCAGGGCCCUCAGCAUGUACCAUGGCUAUGGGUUCGUGCAGUAUGACCGUCUAGAAGAUGUCCAGGCCGCUCUGGACGGUGAGAAGGGUCGCCUUUAUAAAGGCUAUAGAUUAGAUAUUAAAAAAGCAGUGGAAAGAAGAAAUAUGAAUAAGGCUUCAUCAAGGUCCAGUCCGGCACGAAGAGAACCAUACGCCUACGGGGAUGGCCGUGACGCCAGGCGCGACCGCUCCCCUCUUCGGGGGAGCCCACGGAGAGACCCCAGAGAUGGCAGGGAUGGUAGAAACGGGCGAGAUUCCAGAGACACUCGAGACAUUCGAGCCAGGGACAUGCGUGACGCCAGAGACCACAGGGACCCACGGGACCUGCGAGACCCACGGGAUAUCAGGGAUCCGAGAGACUUGCGGGACCCUCGUGACAUUAGAGACCUUCGUGACCCACGGGAACCGCUGUAUGAUAGAUACAGGGAUCCAUGGGACGUGAGAAAUCCACGGGACAUGAGGAAUCCGCGAGACGUGAGGGAUCCGCGGGAUAUGAGAGACCCUCGGGACCCCAUGUACAGACGAGAUGAUGGUUAUGACCGUUACCUUCGCCUCGAAGACUACUAUCGGCGGAAGGAUGACUCUUACUACGACCGUUACAAGGAGCACUUCGAUAGAGCACCGGUGAAUUCGGAAGACCGUCUGAAGCGUGAGGAGCGGCGCCGGGAGGAGCUAUACCGUCAGUACUACGAGGAAAUCAAGAGACGUUUUGAUGCAGAGAGACCUGUGGAUUGUUCUGUGAUAGUGGUGAAUAAGCAGACAAAGGACUACGCGGAGUCGGUGGGGCGGAAGGUGCGGGAUCUGGGCAUGGUAGUGGACCUGAUCUUCCUCAACACAGAGAUGUCGCUGACGCAAGCCCUGGACGACGUGAGCAGAGGAGGGUCUCCCUUUGCCAUUGUCAUCACCCAGCAGCAUCAAGUCCACCGCUCUUGCACUGUUAACAUCAUGUUUGGCACCCCGCAAGAACACCGCAACAUGCCCCAGGCUGAUGCCAUGGUGCUGGUGGCACGGAAUUACGAGCGCUACAAAACGGAGUCACGGGAGAAGGAGCGUGAGGAGAUCGCCCGGCAGGCGGCUAAGAUGGCAGAUGAGGCUGUUCUGCAGGAGCGGGAGCGCCCACCCCCCGUGGAGGAGGGUGUCAGAGGAGGGCACCCUCCGGGCAUCCAGACCCUCCUGAACCUGCUGGCAGACAAUCGCUACCUGACUGCUGAGGAGACUGAUAAAGUCAUUAAUUACCUGAGAGACCGGAAGGAACGGCUGCUGAGGGGCAGCACUGAUUCUCUGCAGGCACCCAUGUCAAGACAGUCUUUGGGGGCACCUUCAGGAUCAUCUCUGGGUAGUCAGUCCAGCCUUCCAAGCUCUCAGGCUCAUCAGGGUUCACAGCCUCUGGUCUCUGCUCCUUCUGUUCCAGUCUCCUCUUCUAAUCCUCAGCAGGAGCUUCAAGCAAAAAUCCUCAGUCUCUUCAACAGUGGGGCGGCUGCAGCAGCAGCUGCUGUAGCAAACAGCAGCUCUGCAGCCUCUGCAGGCACUUCGGGCAGCACUCCCAACCAGAACUUUGCUAACAUGGGCAGCAGUCAGGCCCGGUCAGCACAGAUGAGUGCAGGAAAUUUAAACCAGGCUCAGCAGAGAUUGCAGACUCCAAGCGCACCGAUUCCUGCUCUCCCAGGCCCUUCAAGAAAUGCAGGUCCAAGACCUGGAGCCCCUCCACAAGCUCAGUCGCUCUACGGUCAGCACCAAAAUCGCCUCCCUGCGCCUGGCAACGUCCCUGCGCAAAGGCCGGUGUCUUCUGGUAUCAACUUUGACAACCCCAGCGUGCAGAAAGCCUUGGACACCCUUAUCCAGAGCGGUCCUGCGCUCUCCCACCUCGUGAGCCAAACCGUGGCCCAGGGGCGAGCGGGGUCCUCGGCCCAGCAGCCGCCGAUGGGCUCCUACCAGCGGCACUACUGACGCGGAGCCGCCCUCUCCCCUUCCCUCCGCCAUCCCACAGCUGCAGCCGCCCAGCCCGUCCCCCCUGACCCGGGACAAGUGCCCCUGGGUGUGCGCGGCCUUGGCUCCGAGCGCGUGCCCCCGCGGGCUGGCGCUGCCCCCGCACUCGCUCUGCCCAGCUGGGGGGGUCUGGAUGAGCACGCUCUGUUUUCUCAGCAGCAGACGUGCCCAGGGCCGCUUCUUCGCACGGUCGUUCAGUCCGGCCCCAGCAGCCUGCAGGGACCGUCCUGCAGUUUCCUCACUCCCAGGAGCUGGGGCAGCUUCUCGCUGUGGGCACUGUCUGGUCUCACUGAACAGUCUUAGGGUAGUUUUAGGUCUGGGGUUUGAGGAAACAGGGCUGACCAGAGCGGUGCACUGACGGGGCCUUCCAGGAGACUCACUGAUUUGGAAUGGGCACGAUUUUCCUUUAGAUUUUUUUUUUUAUUUCUUUGUAACGGCAUAUAAGCCAGGUGGGAAGUACAGUGGCAGUGCCCGCAGCUGAACUCGUCCAGCGUGCGCCAGGCACAGCUCAGCAGCCCAGGCCCUGCCGGCCGGCCCCCCGCCCCGGGCUGGACGGAGUGUGCCGGCAGGGUGAGGCGGGGGAGCUCCCACCCCACCCCGGAGCUGGCAGCUUUCCUCUGAGUGCCGUGCCAGGUCUGAAACACGAGAGCUUCCAGCCAAGGCAGGGAUUUCAAACGGUCUGUCAGUUUUCCUACACUGAGUAGUCAGUGUUAAGAUCAAUCUGUUAAAUUUGGCUUAUAAAUUCCCUUCUCUUACAACCUUGCUUCGGGAUGGUUGGUGACUGUAGCCCAGUGGCUCCAGGGCAGCCACGCUGGUGUGCCGGGGGCCCUCCCUGGGGUACCUGCACCCAGCGGUGAACGUCCCCCCCUGGAGCCUUCAUCUCGCUGUCAAGCCAUGUUCUGUCCAGCUAAGGUGGAGAGGCAGUGCCAAGAUGCAAUACCCAUAAUUUUAUACAUUUUUUUUUUCAACACUUCAGUAGCUGCAGUGGACAGUUGAGUGGAAAAUCGGGCAGUGAUUCUUCACUGUGUUUUUAACCAGUAACAUACUUUGAUACCAGAACACAGAACAUCUUCCAGCUCUGCGGCCCCCCAACACGGCUGCUUUGGAGUCUGUGGAGAACCAAACGAAGCUUAGCAAGCAGUGUUCUCGGAGAGAGGAGUUUCUUUGUCCCAGGUGGUUUGUGUUGUAACAUUUUUUUUUUCUCUGUGCUGUUAAUAAGAGGAUGUUACUUUCUAAUAAAAAGGCAGGAA